AUGGCUGAACAGACCAUACCAAUUCACCCUGUUGCACCACGUCUCAAGUCAGGUCCCAAGAAGCCCCAUGUCGGUCCUCACAAGGACGAUUACCACAAGGCGCACAAGGAGACUGUAGGACAUGAGUCCGAUAAUUGGUGGGCAAGGCAAGCCCACGCUAUGCUCCACUGGGAUCGCCCUUUCAAGAACGUCCGGGCGGGCGGUUUUGCCACUGGCGACAUCGUUUGGUUCCCAGAAGGUGGACUUAACGCCUCAUACAACUGUGUCGACCGCUGGGCGUUCAAGCACCCCGAUAAGACCGCCAUCAUUUACGAGGCAGACGAGCCCGGCGAGGGGCGGGAGAUCUCUUACGCUGAGCUCCUCCGCGAGGUGUCGAGCGUCGCCAAUGUUCUCAAAUCGUUCGGUGUCAAGAAGGGCGAUACUGUGUCUGUGUACCUGCCAAUGACCUGGCAAACCGUCGCUGCUUUCCUUGCUUGCGCGAGGAUUGGCGCCGUGCACUCGGUUGUCUUUGCUGGAUUCUCGGCCGAAUCGCUCCGCGAUCGUGUCCAGGACUGCAAGAGCCGCGUCCUGAUCACGUCGGAUGAGGGUAGGCGCGGUGGAAAAACUAUCGCGAACAAGGCUAUCGUCGAUGCCGCGCUUAAGGAGUGCCCUCUUGUCGAACAUGUUCUCGUCCUCCAACGAACGGGUAACAAGGUCGCCUGGACGGAAGGCAGGGACAAGUGGUGGCACGAGGAGAUCCUCAAGGUUCCCAACUACUGCCCACCCGAGGUCAUGUCGUCGGAGGAUCCUCUAUUCAUUCUCUAUACUUCUGGAUCAACCGGCAAACCCAAGGGUGUUGUUCAUACCACGGGUGGAUACCUUCUUUGUGCAGCUCUGACGGUAAAAUAUGUGUUCGAUGUGCACCCCGACGACAAGUUCGCAUGUAUGGCAGAUGUAGGCUGGAUCACAGGCCAUACGUAUAUCGUCUAUGGUCCUCUUGCGAACGGAGUGACUACAACCGUGUUUGAAUCGACCCCUGUAUACCCCACGCCAUCGAGAUACUGGCAGACCGUGGAGAAGCACCAACUGACUCAGUUCUAUUCUGCGCCUACCGCCAUCCGCCUCCUCCGCCGCCUUGGAGAGCACCAUGUCGAAGGCCACGAUCUGAGCAGUCUGCGCGUUCUAGGCAGCGUUGGCGAGCCGAUCAAUCCGGAGGCUUGGAAUUGGUACAAUGAACAUGUGGGGAAGAUGCAGUGUGCGAUUGUAGAUACCUUCUGGCAAACGGAGACCGGGUCCAUUGUUGUUACCCCAUUCCCUGGUGCUAUUGAGACUAAGCCUGGAUCUGCUACGGUUCCAUUCUUCGGUAUCGAGACUGCUAUCCUUGACCCCGUAACUGGUGUGGAAUUGGAGGGCAAUAACGUGGAGGGAGUUUUGGUAUUGAAGCACCCAUGGCCAUCAAUUGCGCGAACAAUCUAUCAAGAUCAUAAACGCUACCUCGAGACAUACAUGCAGCCAUACCCCGGGUACUUUUACACUGGAGAUGGUGCUGCGAGAGAUGAGCAUGGUUAUAUCUGGAUCAAGGGCCGUGUUGACGAUGUUAUCAAUGUAUCCGGACAUCGGCUGUCGACUGCUGAGAUUGAGUCGGCGCUUAUUCUCCACAAGGGUGUUGCUGAGACUGCCGUUAUCGGAACUGCCGAUGAACUGACCGGACAGGCUGUCUAUGCUUUCGUCACCUUGAAGCCUGAAUUCGCCUUCGAUCCCGCUGACGAAACAAGCCUCGUCAAGGAACUCGUCCUCCAGGUCCGCAAAGUCAUCGGCCCCUUCGCCGCCCCCAAGAAGAUCUAUAUCGUCUCUGACCUUCCGAAGACACGUUCAGGAAAGAUCAUGAGACGCAUUAUGCGCAAGAUCGUUGCGGGAGAGGGUGAUCAGCUUGGCGACCUUAGCACUCUGGCUGAGCCGGACGUUGUUGAGGUCAUCAAGAAGAAGGUCGCUGAUAGCGCCUGA
Molecule: messenger RNA, 1983 nt
Organism: Psilocybe cubensis
Lineage: Eukaryota; Fungi; Basidiomycota; Agaricomycetes; Agaricales; Agrocybaceae
Exons: 12
Coding region: 1-1983 (660 amino acids)
Cellular component (GO): cytosol
Molecular function (GO): AMP binding; acetyl-CoA synthetase activity
Source: RefSeq, a predicted model, not a curated record